Messenger RNA from Geodia barretti, 936 nucleotides. NCBI's taxonomy places the organism in Eukaryota, Metazoa, Porifera, Demospongiae, Tetractinellida, Geodiidae. The record is from the annotation of a GenBank genome assembly.
AUGACGGUAUUGGUCUUGGGAGCUUCCGGUUUCAUCGGACCCCGCGUGGUCCGCAAGCUGGUGGAGCGCGGCGAGGACGUGUACGCCACCGACAUCAACCCGCUGCCCGACAUUCCCGGCGUGGAUGCCGGCGUGGUGCGCAGUUCGAGGGUGGACAUCACCGACUUCGAACAGGUCACCCGCGCCAUCGUCGAAUCGCAGCCCGACCGCAUCAUCAACCUGGCCUACCUGCUGGGCGGCGGCGAAGGCAACCCGCACCACCAGAUGCGCCUGAACAUCCUCGGCAUGGACAACUGCUUCGAAGCGGGCCGCCUGCUGGGCGUGAACCGCAUCGUCUACGCCAGCUCCGUGGCCGUGAGCGGACAGCAGUCCAAUUUCGGCGACCGUGAUGCCAACGAGGACGACGCGACCCAUGGCACCAGCCAGUACGCGGUGCACAAGAUCUUCAACGAGUUCCAGGCCAAGAUGUUCAACGAGAACUACGGUAUGUCCAUCACCGGCAUUCGUCCGGCCAACGUCACCGGCCCGGACAAAGUGCGCGGCUCCGUGGACCACGUGCGCUGUGUAACCCUGCCGUCCCGCGGCGAGCCCGUCAGCUUCCCGUACCAGGAAAUGAUGCGACUACCGAUUCACGUGGAGGACAUCGCCGAGGCUUUCGUACGGGUGUCCCUGGCGGAUAGCAGCGAGAGUCAGGUGUACAACUCCGGCGGCACGCCCAUCAGCCUGGGAGAUCUUGCCGAAAUGGUGCGGGGCUACCUGCCGGACGCCCAGAUCUCCUUCGACAACGAAGGCGGCCGUGAGCAUUCCGGGAAUUAUAUGGUGGACAAUAGCCGGCUGCUGACGGAGUUCGAGCUGUCCUAUCCGCCCCUACAGCAGCGGGUCCUGGAGAUCAUCAACGCGGUCCGUGAAGACGAGGGACUGCCGCUGUUGGGAUAG